This is a messenger RNA of Rotaria sp. Silwood1, 1086 nucleotides long. The record is from the annotation of a GenBank genome assembly. NCBI's taxonomy places the organism in Eukaryota, Metazoa, Rotifera, Eurotatoria, Philodinida, Philodinidae.
AUGAUUAUGCUGGUUAAAAGAUUUGAUGCAUUAAAAGAUUUACCAUUAAAAUCGAUUAUGACUGAUAUUAUCAAGAAAUUGGAUCUAUUUUACAAUAAAAAAGAAAAACCAUUAGAAAUCGAAACUCAUAUUCAUGAGUUUACCCUUCACGAAGUUCAUAUAAUUAUCGAACAAAUAAAACAAACAGAAUAUUAUUUAACAAAUCCAAAACUCGAUUAUUUAACUGAUGUAAUACAAAGACUUAUUCAAGAAAGAGAAAAUGCAAGAGGAUUGAUAUUAGUAGCGCGUACACUUCAUGCUAAACUUCUGUUUGAUUAUUUAAAAGAACGGCAAGAUAUUCAAAACAUUAUAAAACCGUGUUGGCUUGUCGGUCAAAGUGGUGUUGAUUAUCAAAAUAGUCUUUCAGAACAAGAUAAUACAUUAAAAGAUUUUCGAAAAGGUUUAUCCAAUAUUAUGAUUGCAACUGAUAUUGUACAAGAAGGUUUGGAUGUACCUGAAUGUUCUUUUAUUAUUCGUUAUGAAUUUGUUUCAAAUGAAAUUGGCACUGUUCAAUCAAGAGGAAGAGCAAGAGCUGAUAAAAGUUCUUGCUUUUUAAUUGUUGAUUCAGGUUCUAAAAAUUAUGAAAAAGAAAUGGAAAAUCGUUUGAAAGAAAAAGAAAUGGCAGAAGCACUUGAACAAUGGAAACAAGUACCAUCUGAUAAAUUAGUAUCAAACACCCAAGCCAUUCAGAAUGAAAUUGUUAGUGCAUGGCGUCAAGAAGCAGCCUAUCGAAAUUGGAAGCUUGAGAAUUUGUCAGAUCCAGAAACAAUCAAUGGAAAAGUUUCAUGUCGUUCUUGUGAUUAUUAUUUGGGAAAAGUUCGAUGUGGAAAUAAACAAUGUCGUGAAGAACUAGGUGGAUUACAGUUAUUUACAGAUCGACCAGAUGUGAAAGAAAUGUGUGCACUUAAAUGUAAACAAUUAAAAUUUUCUUACAGAAAUGAAGAUGAAGAACUACGAAUCGUUAUGUUUAAGAAGUGGACCGAUGUUAACUUUAAAAUACUCGAUUUAGAACCAAUCAACUGCAAUAUUGCAUUAAAUAAUCAAUAG